Hyaloscypha bicolor E is the source of this 2137-nucleotide messenger RNA. RefSeq names its product dipeptidyl-peptidase-like protein V precursor. NCBI's taxonomy places the organism in Eukaryota, Fungi, Ascomycota, Leotiomycetes, Helotiales, Hyaloscyphaceae. The transcript has 5 exons. The record is from RefSeq and is a predicted model, not a curated record. Gene Ontology annotation, biological process: proteolysis. The coding region runs from base 1 to 2112 and encodes 703 amino acids. Gene Ontology annotation, molecular function: serine-type endopeptidase activity.
AUGACAAUCCGUGCAAAGAAAUUCACGCCUGAGGUGCUCCUCAGCGCGCCCCGCCGCUCCUCUGCCAUCCCCAAUCAGAAGGGAACACUGGCUCUCUUCACGGUCUCAACCUACUCAUUCAAUUCUCACUCCAAGUCUUCCGAGAUCCGCGUUCUAGACAUCAAGACUGGACAGACGAACCUCGUCAGCAGUGAUGCUCAAGCGAGUGAGCCAACAUGGCUUGGGAAGAAGAACCUGAUUCUCUGGUUAAAGGGGGGAGAGAAAGGCACCACAAGCCUUAUGUUGACUGAUGGCGACAACUUAGAGCUUAAACCUGCGACGAUCACGACCUUCAAUGGCCCAGUCGCAAACCUUAAGAUCACGGAGAUCGAUCCUGAAACUUUUGCUCUUGUUGUCACCGGCCUUGCCACUCCUUCCGGAAGUCUGUAUAAUCCAGAAACCGCUGAAAAGCCUAAGUCAACUGGUAGAGUCUACUCGAAGCUGUUUGUGAGACAGUGGGAUAGCUAUGUGACAGAAAAUACUAGCUCAAUCUGGUACACGACAUUGAAGAUCAAGAAGUCAAGUGGACUUUCCAACAUGACCGUAGGGUCUUUAAGGAAUGCCCUCGCUGGCUCCUCUCUGGAAAGCCCGGUCCCGCCCUUUGGCGGUGCAGGAGAUUUCGAUGCUUCCAAGAAUGGUAUCGUAUUUGUGGCUAAGGACCCCAAGAUUAACGCCGCGAACUACACCAAGACUGAUCUGUACUUCAUUCCCCUCGAUUUCACUAAGCCUCGAGCACCAUCUCCACAAAUCGUGAAGACAGGCAACCUGAAGGGCUACAGCGCUAGUCCGGUGUUCUCUCCCGAUGGAAACUCUGUUGCUUUCACAAGAAUGAAGAGUAUUCAGUACGAGAGCGAUAAACCUCGGCUGCUUCUUAUUCCAGAUAUCACAGAUCUUACGAAUGUGCAAGAGUUCUACGGAACACCAGAUGGAGAAGGCAAGUGGGAUCUGAGGCCUGAAGCAAUCACAUGGAGCCAGGAUGGUGAGGAGUUGUAUGUGACAGCUGAAGAAAACGGUAGAGGGAAGCUUUUCAAACUUCCAGCAUCACCACGCCAUGCCAAAGAUCUACCGAAAGCAAUUGUUAGUGAUGGUACCGUCACUGAUGCCAAGCUUCUUCCCGAUAACCAGCUUCUCAUCAGUUCAAAUUCUCUGGUGGAUAACAGUACUUAUUCUAUCCUGGAUGCCGAGACGGAUGCAAGCUCCCUUGUUUCAUCCAACUCAAAGCUGGGCAAGGCGUUUGGACUUUCACAAGACCAGGUCGAUGAAUUUUGGUUCGCAGGAGCGGAGGAUUACAAUGUGCAUGCCUGGGUGCUCAAACCUUCCAAUUUUGACAAGUCCAAGAAAUAUCCUCUUGCUUUCUUGAUUCAUGGAGGGCCGCAGGGGGCGUGGAACGAAGGUUGGUCUACCAGAUGGAACCCGGCAGUCUUCGCAGAACAGGGUUACGUAGUAGUAACUCCGAAUCCAACGGGAAGCACGGGGUACGGCAUGGAGUUCCAGAAUGGUAUCAAGAACCAAUGGGGAGGUAGGCCGUACAUCGACCUCGUCAAAUGCUUCGAAUACAUCGAAGCCAACAUCUCCUAUGUUGAUAUCAACAGAGCGGUAGCACUCGGUGCAAGCUAUGGCGGUUACAUGGUCAACUGGAUUCAAGGCCACCCCUUGGGACGUAAGUUUAAAGCACUCGUCACCCAUGAUGGUGUGUUCAGCACUUUGAACCAAUACUCUUCUGAGGAGCUAUUCUUCCCUCAUCAUGACUUCGAUGGGACGCUAUGGGACAAUAGAGAGAACUACGAGAAAUGGGAUCCGGCGAGCCAUCUGAAGAACUGGGCCACACCGCAUCUGAUCAUCCACAACGAGCUGGACUACAGAUUGCCGAUCGCGGAAGGAUUGGCGCCCUUCAAUGUGCUGCAGACAAAGGGGAUCGAUAGCAAGUUCUUGACGUUUCCCGAUGAAAACCACUGGGUACUGAAACCCGAGAAUUCCCUACUCUGGCACAAGGAGGUUCUGGGUUGGAUUAACAAGUACAGCAGAAUUGAGGAAGAAGAGUUGAAUGCAGGUGUCUCGCAAGUCAGGAUGUGAAGCAUUGACAAGGAACCUAUCAGUC